Episyrphus balteatus (marmalade hoverfly) is the source of this 2006-nucleotide messenger RNA. Its product is annotated as kelch-like protein 28. NCBI's taxonomy places the organism in Eukaryota, Metazoa, Arthropoda, Insecta, Diptera, Syrphidae. The record is from RefSeq and is a predicted model, not a curated record. Gene Ontology annotation, molecular function: protein binding. The transcript is spliced from 2 exons. The coding region runs from base 171 to 1940 and encodes 589 amino acids.
AGAUCUUACCACAAUUAAAAGAAUGGCGUUUCAUCAAUUAGAAAGACUAGUUGCUUUCAAUUCCAAACCAAAAUACAAAAUUAAUUUUGCUUUUUUCUUUGUCACUUAUCUAUUUUAUUUAUUACUUAUUUUUGUUUUUAAUAAAAAUUAUCUCAUAAAAAAGACCUAAAAUGGAACCAACAAAUCAAUUUCCCAAUGAUGACAAGAUUAUCUUCAAAACAGAUAAACACUCUACAAUCAUCUCGGAAAAUCUCCAAACUUUCUAUGAAGAAAAUGAAUUUUUCGAUACUAUAAUCAAAGCAGGAAUUGACUGCGUCAAUAUCAAUGCUCAUAAAGUUGUCCUGUGCUCAUUGAGUGAGUAUUUCUUGCAUACUUUCCGUGCAACUCAAACAACUUCCAAAGAAAACAUUCUUGAGCUUAAAGAAAUCAAAGCUUCAACUUUGAAACUUGUUAUUGAUUUUAUGUAUUCAGGUGCAAUUGAAAUGAGUCUCGCAACUGUUGAGGAACUUUUGCGAACUGCAUCGUUUCUUAAAUUGAAAACCUUAAUUGAUGGUUGCUGUGAAUUGAUUGAGAAAAACAUCAAUCUCAGUAACUCUUUGUAUUGGUUUCGUUUAGCUCACGAAUUGAGCUUGAGUGGUCUCAAGGACAAAUCACUAGAAUGCACAUACACUCACUUUGAGAAAAUAUCGAAGGAGAAAGAACUCAUGAUGUUGAAUGAAAAUGAAUUGAAAGAUUUGUUAUUCAAUGAUAAUCCUCAUGGAGACUUUGAAGAGGAAGUCUUUUUGUCCAUGGUAGCAUGGAUAAAUUAUGACAAGCUCAAUCGUGAACAUUUAGUUUUUGAGCUUCUUUCAAUGGUUCGAUUUUGGGUUCUUUCGCCCAAGUUCAUUAUUGAAAACAGACAUUCAGUUUGUAAGACUGUCGAAAGCUACGAAUUAAUUUGCGGUUGGCUUCAAUGGCAUUUGUCACCGGAAACUCGGUCAAAUGAUUAUUCAGAUUAUGCUUUCAGGCCAAGGAAGAAGCCUAAACUUGCAUUUAUAACCAGUUUUGGCAAUCGUUCACUUCUUAAUAUUAUUAUUGAAACCUUUAACCCAAAAACAAAUUCCUGGUCAGAGGAAUUAGAUAAAUGUUUUGAUUCAGGAAAAUAUAAUUUUGCAUCAAUUGUGAUUGACGGUAAGCUAAUUAUGGUUGGAGGUAGGGAUAGAGAUGAAUGGAAAAAUACCGUGGAAUGUUUUGAUAUAAAUACUUUUGAGCUUAGUGAUUUGCCACCAAUGAUAAACUCUCCAAAACAACGUUGCAAGUUGGUAGAUUUAAAAGGACAUUUGUGUGUGUUUGCUGAUGGUAAAGAUACUGAUACGGUUUCAAUGGAAAUAUAUAACUUUACAACACGUAAAUGGAAAGAUUUACAUCCGAUUUGUCAAUUAAGUAAAACAAGCCAAAUUGCUACCCACAAUGGGAUAUUAUACAUUCUUGAUUUUAAUAAUGGCAUCUUGCAAACUUAUGAUGCCUUAACGAACAAAUGGACCUCUAAAACUAUUAAAACAGAUUCUUUAAAAAAUUUUGGUCUUGCAGCAGUUGAAGGAUUCUUGUACGUCUUUGGUGGUUGUAAAGAAAACGAUGACUGCAGAAAGGAAUCUGGUGGAGAUGUGGAUGAAAAUGAGGGUGAGGAUGAAAAUGAGGGUGAGGAUGAGGAUGAAAAAUAUGUUAAAACUGCUCAACGUUACGAUUUAACAAAUGAUCAAUGGUCUGAAAUGGCACCGCUUCCUUACGAACAAGCUACCUCAUACAUUCAAACUAAAGUUCUUGAAAAUAAAAUUUUAGCAUGUGAUAAUGUCAAUAUUAGCGAGUAUGAUCUUGACACUAAUACAUGGAAAACUAUGCACCCUAUAACAGAUUCCAUUUGGAAUUUUACUUUUGAUAUUAUUUAUAAUUGUUACAGCUAAAAAAAAAACUUAUCUUUAAUUUAUGUUUAAUUUCUAUUAAAUUCGUUAUUAAAAUCUUUUAUACUU